Didymodactylos carnosus is the source of this 175-nucleotide messenger RNA. NCBI's taxonomy places the organism in Eukaryota, Metazoa, Rotifera, Eurotatoria, Philodinida, Philodinidae. The record is from the annotation of a GenBank genome assembly.
AUGUAUCGCCCGAUUACAGACGAAAUAUAUCGAGAUUUUUCCCAUAGAAUUCUUAUGAGAAACAUGAUCGAAUCUCCUACAGAAAAUUCCCAGUAUAGUGCUGAAAAACGUCCGACACUACCAGUGCGGACGGCAUGCUAUGUUGCACCGGUACGUACUAGUUCCACAUUUUUCC